AUGUCGCAAGUACAGGACCAGGUAUUCCAGGAUACACAAUUGGAAAAUCCGCAGCUAUCGCUGAUGUCAACUGCUCCAGCAGAUCCGUCGUCGCUAUCAGAAAGUCAGGUUCAAUUUGCAGGAGCCCAGCGAGCCGGGAGUGAGGAAUACGUGGAGUCUUCAGAGGCGGUUGAACAGCCGGGGUCCGUUGGAGGUGGCGCUGGAGGUGAGACGGAGGGUGUUGAGGAAGACGAUGUGGCGUUGGUUUCGUUUGUUCCGCUAGAGAAGUUACAGAUCAAUGGUAUCACCAGCGGAGACCUCAGGAAGCUUCGGGAAAGUGGGUUACAUACGGUGGAGGCGGUGGCGUAUGCGCCACGCAAGCAGUUGAUGGAGAUCAAGGGAAUUUCGGAGGCCAAGGCGGACAAAUUGCUGAACGAAGCGGCCAGGCUGGUGCCGAUGGGGUUUGUUACAGCGGCGGACUUCCACAUGAGACGGUCGGAGAUGAUCUGUUUGACUACUGGGUCUAAGAAUUUGGAUACGUUGCUUGGAGGCGGUAUUGAGACUGGGUCGAUUACGGAGCUAUUUGGUGAGUUUAGAACGGGGAAAUCGCAGUUGUGCCAUACGCUCGCGGUAACGUGUCAGAUACCGCUGGAUAUCGGUGGAGGAGAGGGGAAGUGUCUGUAUAUCGACACAGAAGGUACAUUCCGGCCCGUGAGGCUGGUUUCGAUCGCUCAACGGUUUGGACUGGACCCUGACGAUGCGCUGAACAACGUAGCGUAUGCUAGAGCGUAUAACGCGGACCAUCAGAUACGGCUGCUGGAUGCAGCAGCCCAGAUGAUGAGCGAGUCGCGGUUCUCGUUGAUCGUGGUGGACUCCGUGAUGGCCCUAUACAGAACUGAUUUUUCGGGACGUGGUGAGCUUAGCGCGAGACAAAUGCAUUUGGCAAAGUUUAUGCGCGCCUUGCAACGGCUUGCGGACCAGUUUGGCGUGGCCGUGGUGGUGACAAAUCAGGUUGUCGCUCAGGUUGACGGGGCUAUGUCCUUUAACCCAGAUCCGAAAAAACCUAUCGGUGGCAAUAUCAUGGCUCAUUCUUCUACAACAAGACUGGGAUUUAAGAAAGGUAGAGGUUGCCAGAGGCUCUGUAAGGUGGUUGACUCACCUUGUCUCCCUGAAGCGGACUGUGUGUUCGCCAUCUAUGAAGAUGGUGUCGGUGACCCGCGUGAGGAGGACGAAUAG
Messenger RNA from Torulaspora globosa, 1215 nucleotides. It is a transcript of the gene RAD51, whose product is annotated as recombinase RAD51. Gene Ontology annotation, biological process: double-strand break repair via homologous recombination; chromosome organization involved in meiotic cell cycle; mitotic recombination. Gene Ontology annotation, cellular component: condensed nuclear chromosome. Bases 1 to 1215 code for a protein of 404 amino acids. The record is from RefSeq and is a predicted model, not a curated record. Gene Ontology annotation, molecular function: double-stranded DNA binding; ATP binding; ATP hydrolysis activity. The transcript has a single exon. Lineage: Eukaryota; Fungi; Ascomycota; Saccharomycetes; Saccharomycetales; Saccharomycetaceae.